AUGGAACGAUCUCACCAAUUAAGAACUGGAGUAUGGACAAUACGGCAUAAAACUCUCGAUAGCCAUUGUCCAGGGGACCACUCGGCCAAUCAGGAGAUCAAAUCACAAAGAUUUUGUACUAGAAUUGUAGGGCUUAUCCCAAGAGGGAGCCCUUCCAGAAAUUCUCGAUGGCCUGAGCGAAACCCAGGCCAAGGAGGGGGUUUGGAAAUAGUUUUCAACCAGCAAUUGACGCGCCUCGGUUAAUACCUCACUAGCUGCGUCAUUGCCCCAAGCGCAAAGAUGAGAAACAUAUGCCAACCC
Telopea speciosissima is the source of this 300-nucleotide messenger RNA. RefSeq lists its product as uncharacterized. Bases 1 to 243 code for a protein of 80 amino acids. The transcript is spliced from 2 exons. The record is from RefSeq and is a predicted model, not a curated record. Lineage: Eukaryota; Viridiplantae; Streptophyta; Magnoliopsida; Proteales; Proteaceae.